This is a messenger RNA of Erinaceus europaeus (western European hedgehog), 1527 nucleotides long. It is a transcript of the gene TFEC, whose product is annotated as transcription factor EC. The coding region runs from base 187 to 1506 and encodes 439 amino acids. Gene Ontology annotation, biological process: regulation of transcription by RNA polymerase II. Gene Ontology annotation, cellular component: nucleus. NCBI's taxonomy places the organism in Eukaryota, Metazoa, Chordata, Mammalia, Eulipotyphla, Erinaceidae. Gene Ontology annotation, molecular function: RNA polymerase II cis-regulatory region sequence-specific DNA binding; DNA-binding transcription factor activity, RNA polymerase II-specific; protein dimerization activity. The transcript has 8 exons. The record is from RefSeq and is a predicted model, not a curated record.
AAAAUAAAUGUUAAUUAUGGAGCAAUAAUGGAAAUAAAGAAGGCUGUUACUAUGUCCAUUGUGCUCUGGAAUAGUUCUGUUGAAGUUCUGCUUCUCAAAAUGGCAACGUAUUUCAGAUAAAGAAAGGAAGUCCCUCUAAUUGAAACUGCUGUGUCAUUUCUUCUUCCUUAACUGAAAUUCCAACCAAUGUUCAGGAAAUGCCCCAGUGAGCCACUUCUCUUUUCUCUUUCCUCAACGAACUGGAUUCCAACCACUCAAAACUAUUCAUUGCAUAUGAUCAGAUCCUUUAUUUUGGUUGUCUCUUUUGGCAUGGUGUUUAUGUUAUGGGAAGAAGGAUUAGAAUUUGGUGCUGUUUAUAGAAGUGAUAACACUGAUAGAAUCCAGUCAUUGCUGGUUACAUCCCAUCUGGAAAAUCCUGCAAGGGUUCAGCUACAGAAAGUUGAGAGACAGCAAAUUAAACCCUUCAUGACUCUUGACCAUCAGAUCAUAAACCAGACUCUUAAACAGCCUUACCCCCCAACAAGUAGUGCAUUUCUGAUACACCAGAGACAUCCAGCUUCAGAGAAUAAUGCUCAUCUCACUGCAGAUCCAUUUGCCAAGUUGAUAAUUCCUGGAAAAGAAGAUAAGAAUGCAGAAUGGCAUAUGGAGGACAUCAUUGAGGAUGUAAUUGGUAUGGAAUCAAAUUUUAAAGAGGAAGGAACAGAUUCUCCUGUCCUAACGCAAAGAACAUUAUCUGGAAGUAUUUUGGAUGUAUACAGUGGUGAGCAAAGACUUUCACCAGUUAAUAUGGGACUGACAAGUGCUUCCUGUCCAAGUAGUCUACCAAUGAAAAGAGAAAUUACAGAAACUGAUACUCGAACAUUGGCAAAAGAGAGACAAAAAAAGGACAACCACAACCUCAUUGAACGAAGAAGGAGGUAUAAUAUUAAUUACCGAAUCAAGGAACUUGGCACUCUUAUUCCAAAGUCUAAUGAUCCUGAUAUGCGCUGGAACAAAGGAACCAUUCUAAAAGCAUCGGUGGAGUACAUCAAGUGGCUACAAAAAGAACAACAGAGGGCUCGGGAAUUAGAACACAGACAGAAGAAAUUAGAGCAGUCAAACAGACGACUUCUACUCCGGAUUCAGGAACUAGAAAUACAGGCUCGUGCUCAUGGUUUGCCAAUCCUGGCUUCAUUUGGCACAGUUGAUUUAGGUGCUCCUGUCAACAAACAGCAGACCCAGCUUGAACAGAAUUCAGUGGACUUUUGCCAGCAAUUGACUCCGUCUCAGGGGACAAGCCCUGAGCUCUGUGAUCAAGCUAUGGCCUUCUCUGAUCCUUUGUCACACUUCACAGAUUUGUCAUUUAGUGCGGCUUUGAAAGAGGAACAGAGAUUGGAUGGCAUACUGCUGGAUGAUGCAAUAUCUCCAUUUGGAACAGACCCUCUGCUAUCUGCCACUUCCCCUGCAGUCUCCAAAGAGAGCAGUAGGAGAAGUAGUUUUAGCUCAGAUGAUGCUGAUGAGUUAUAAAAUUUAAACAGACUCAAUUCA